Macrosteles quadrilineatus (aster leafhopper) is the source of this 1861-nucleotide messenger RNA. Its product is annotated as parathyroid hormone/parathyroid hormone-related peptide receptor-like. Gene Ontology annotation, biological process: cell surface receptor signaling pathway; adenylate cyclase-modulating G protein-coupled receptor signaling pathway. Gene Ontology annotation, cellular component: plasma membrane. The coding region runs from base 71 to 1546 and encodes 491 amino acids. Lineage: Eukaryota; Metazoa; Arthropoda; Insecta; Hemiptera; Cicadellidae. The transcript is spliced from 14 exons. Gene Ontology annotation, molecular function: G protein-coupled peptide receptor activity; peptide hormone binding. The record is from RefSeq and is a predicted model, not a curated record.
GCCCGCGACACUGUCCGACACGGUUCUCCGUCAUUGAUGGCGAAAGCAAUCAGAUAAAACUUCAAUAGCCAUGGAGCCAGGAUACCCCGAUGGCAGCGAGCAGGAUGUCUACGUACAGCAAAGGAAACAGGAUUGUCUCCUGCGAAUACACAACUCUACUGGCUCUGCUGAACACUGUCCCCGGGUGUGGGACGGGAUGUUGUGUUGGCCCCCAGCUAGACCUGGGACUGUCAUUACCCUCCCAUGUCCAUCGUACAUCGUCGGCUUCAACCCCCAGAGGGUCGCCACCAAGGUUUGCACGGAGGCAGGAGAUUGGUUCUUCAACAGUGGUACCAACGCUACAUGGACCAACUACACACAGUGUUACACCAGUCGUAUGACCAAAGUAGUUAUACGUUUCCCGGAGCUCAGAAACUCUUCCUUAAUUGCUCAAUAUGUUCCUUUGGUCAAGACUGUAUCCAGGGUCGGCUAUGGUGUCUCUCUACUGACCCUUAUCGUCGCUUUCUGUAUAUUUGCUACUUUUAAGAAACUCCGCUGUCCCCGCAACAAGCUGCACAUGCAUCUGUUCGUGUCGUUCAUGAUGCGCGCCUUCACCACUCUGCUGAAGGACGCGUUGUUUGUACGAGGAGUCGGCCUGCCUUCGGACCUCGCCUUCUGGGAGGGAGAAGCUUACUUCUUGCAUGAGAAUGAGCAAAACUGGCAAUGCAAGUUGAUCAUGAGUCUCUGGCAAUACUUCAUCAUGGUCAACUACUCGUGGAUUCUGAUGGAAGGCAUUUACCUUCACAACCUCAUAUUCCUAGCGGUAUUCUCCGAUACAUCCGCCAUCACUGUAUACGUUGUCCUAGGGUGGGGUCUGCCUCUAUUGUUCGUCAUGCCCUGGGUGAUUGUUCGAAUGUUGUGGGAGAACACCCUGUGCUGGACAACCAACAACAACCCUAACUAUUUCUUGCUCAUCAAGGUCCCCACUACCGUCUCUAUCCUGGUAAACUUCGUCCUAUUUAUAAAUAUCGUGAGGCUUCUGUUGUCAAAACUGAUGGCUGCAAUAUCAGAGGAAUCACGCAGGUUUAGGUACAGUGUGUUCCGUGUGUACAGGAGAUGGGCAAAGUCCACGCUGGUGUUGGUUCCGCUGUUCGGGGUCCACUACAUCGUGUUCCUCAUUAUGUCCUACAUCGGAGUGGAAGAGAACGUUGAGAUCGUCUGGCUCUUUAUUGACCAACUAUUUACGUCGUUUCAGGGGUUCCUUGUUGCGAUCCUGUACUGUAUUCUGAAUGGUGAAGUGAGGUCUGAGAUCGGAAAGCAGUGGAGAGGGUUGCCACUGUGGAGGGCCCGUGCUGCUUCCCUCCCUCUCAACAUGUUCCCCCACCAUCGCCACUCCCACCCCUCCCAGGGCUCUGGGUCCUACCUGGCGAGGAUGUUUGGCCGCCGCCACUCUGGCAGACGCUACGGCAACGGCUGCAAUCGAGAAAAGGAUGCAUGUGCCACUACAAUGAUGUCUAGUGUCACCAACGACGCCAACGCAGGCUCUGUCUCCCUCCCGCACAUAUGACGGUCAUCUGGUCUAUAAUGUGGAUCAUUGGAAGAUAGAGAAUAGCACAAGAUAAACUGUCCAUUAACUCAUAUGAUUUAGAAUUUGUAUCAUGGUUUGUCUACAAUAAAAUUUUAAAUUAAUGGAAAAGCUAGGUUUAUAGUGGACUAUAUUUUGUAUUGGAAAACAACUUGUAAUAACGAUACCUUUUUUAAGAUUUUGUAACAUUAAUAAGUUUUAAUACGUUUGUUACAAUGAAAAUGUGACUAUUUUUGUAAUAUAUUCUUUACACAUUUUACCUGAUACAAAAGCAUGAGUUUGGUACUAUUCUGUAAA